Molecule: messenger RNA, 2154 nt
Organism: Clarias gariepinus (North African catfish)
Lineage: Eukaryota; Metazoa; Chordata; Actinopteri; Siluriformes; Clariidae
Gene: cep70
Product: centrosomal protein 70
Exons: 17
Coding region: 280-2094 (604 amino acids)
Biological process (GO): cilium assembly; regulation of microtubule cytoskeleton organization
Cellular component (GO): centrosome
Molecular function (GO): gamma-tubulin binding
Source: RefSeq, a predicted model, not a curated record
UUUCCGCAGUUAUUUGAAACAACGGAAAGCUUAAAGCGUACGAGUAGAGUCAAAAACAAAAACACAAAACAGAUAAUUAUUCUUAAUUCUUAAUCAAACUGGAAUUAAUUCUCGUUUAAUUAGUUUUUGUUGGCGCUAAGCGGAGCCUUUCGGUGUGGCUAGUUUAGAUUAGCUUAGCACGGAGAGAACGGCGGGUCACGUGACGCGUGUAGAUCAACUUUCACAGAAAUUCGAUAAAGUAAUUUAAUAAAUCCUGAGUGAAAUUCGACAGAGAACGAGAUGGAGAAGCAGGAGCAGACGGAGUGGGACGCAGUGAACCGCCUGCUGCAGCACCACGGCUUCAGACCCGUCCGCUUCACAGACCCCGCGGAGAACAAGAACCUGGCAGACCUGGUGCUGUUGGAGAGGACGUCGUCGUCCGAGCUGCGUGCCACCCUGAAGACGAUGCUGACGGACUCGGAGCGCAGACAGGCGCUGAUCCAGGAGCUCAUCCAAUCCAACAAGAAGUUAAAACAGGAAGUGGAGCAGCAUCAGGCCCGGGCGGUGCGUCAGUCACACAGAGCGGAGGAGCUGGAGGGCGUGCUGGCCGGGGUAAAGGUCAAAGUUCAGGGUCUGGAGGACUCCAUUAUUAAUAAAGCAGCGCAGCAGCGCGGAGAGAGACAGCAACUGCAGCAGGACAAGGAGGACGCCGAGAUGCGCUGUCAGGCUGUGCAGCAGCAGCUCAGUGAUCAGGUGUCCCAGGUGUGUGAGCUGCAGAAGAAACUCCACCUCGCUGUGAAAGAGGAGGAGAAACGCAGCGCUCGCCAGAACCAGGCGUUCCAGCAGUUCCUCAGUCGCUCGGCUCGACUGCACUCGCCUAGUGACCAGCUGAUCCUGGAUGUCAUCAGUGUGUAUGAGUCCCAGCUGCAGCAGCUGCAGGAGAAGCUCAAGAGGUGUGACAGGUGCAGUGUGUGUAAGAGAGACUCGUCUGAGUCUCAGAACACCACAGAGAUAAACACCUCCAGAUACAGAACACUGCUCAAGUCGUAUCAGGAUCAGUUGAAGAAGACUAAAGCGCAGCAUGAAGAGUUGAAGUCAGAGAUUCAGCGUCUCAGACAGGAUCUGGACUCCAGGCCGAGUGGAAAGGAGCUGAAGUGGUGUAAGCAGCAGCUGAGGAGGAUGGAGCGUCUCGUCCAACACACCAACAUCAAGUUGGUGCAGACGGAGACGACUGAGGACCCUCUGAGCUCCAGCGCCGAGACACGACGACACGCUGCAGACACCCAGAGAUACAUCACGGAGAUCUGCUCGGAGCUGAAGGUGCAGGACACAGGUCACGUGGUGGCCGCGAUUAAAGCGCGCUGCAGAGAGGCCGACGCGGCGCUCCGACUCGAGAAGAUCCUUAGUGACAUCACUGCCAUACUGACCAAACCGGGAGCUCCGCUGGCGUUGCCGAGGCAACCCGAUGACGCCGCGGGUUCGGACCUGGACCAGAUCGUCCCUACACUGGAGAUGUGGAGCCGGCAGCUCGCCACUCUGUCCGACCUGCAGCGCUCUGUGAACAGGCUGGUGAAGAGACUGUUGCCGUGGCAGCCGGAGGACGGUGCGUGUCGUCAGGGCGAGUGUGUGACGGUGGAGGACGUGAUGCUGAUGGUGGACACGCUGCUGGACGAGACCGCGCCAGACGACAAGGUGCUGCGCACUCCCACUAAGCCCACCCUGCAGGCCAUGCUGUCUCACUUCCAGAUGCUGUUCGACGUCCCGAGUCUGCGCGGCGUUUACCCGAGGAUGAACGAGGUUUACACGCGACUGGAGGAGAUGAACAACGCCAUGAGGAACCUGAGGGACAUCCUGGACCUGGAUGAGAGAGCGCCCCCUGGUGACGUCGUGAACACGGUGGCUCGAAUCAUGUCUGGAGGCGGAGCUGAUCAUCACAAUCCUCAUGAGCUACUUGGAACCAGUGACAUAGACAGUAUUAUAGUGAAGCUGAGGGAGCACGAGGAAUUCUUUCCUGCGUUUCACUCUCUAGUCCUCGAGCUGCUGAACACUCUGGGUGCUGAGAGUCUGGAUGACAUUUUACCUCGAGUCAGGACCCUGAAAUCCAUGACGGAGUGACAUGAACACAAACACUGUUAUUAAAAUCACUGUAUAGUUUUAUUUAUUAAAUCAUCUCAG